AGCCAGCGCUCAUUAGACGAGGCCGCGUAGUAAGGUAGGGUGUAGCUGUGUUAUGUGUGCCAUGGACUCAGCCCAGUAAUAUUGACAAUAGGGCGAAAAGAGAUCGCCCCGAAUUAAACAAGAGUAAAAAAAGAGGAAUAUAAGAAAGAAAUAAACGAGCGCUAGUGCUGCGCUUUCAGCAAGCUAUUCCGCCAACGAGCCAGGCACGUGAUUGAGCUCGCUUCGUCCUUUUAUAUGUUAAUGGGACGCGGCGGAUUACUUAGUUAGGAGGUAAAAGGUGCUGGCGGGUCUGGCUGUGUCGGAAAGGCCGCGGGGAGGGGCUGACCGCACCGGACCGAGAAACACCUUGGCGUAAAUACCACGAAGCAGGCUCGCCCGCUGCCGUCAUCUCCGCUCCGAAGCACGGAGGAUCAAGCAGGGCUAUGUCCUCAGCAGCCACCUCGCCUCCAUCGGUGGACAAAGUGGACGGAUUUUCUCGGAAAUCUGUCAGGAAGGUGAAGCAGAAGCGGUCGCAGAGUUCCUCGCAGUUCCGGUCUCAGGGCAAACCCAUUGAGCUCACGCCGCUGCCCCUCCUCAAAGAUGUCCUGGCCCCGGAACAGCCGGAGCUGUUCCUGAAGAAGCUGCAGCAGUGCUGCACUGUCUUCGACUUCAUGGACACGCUGUCGGACCUCAAGAUGAAGGAGUACAAGCGUUCCACGCUCAACGAGCUGGUGGAGUACGUGACGGUCAGCCGGGGCUACCUGACGGAGCAGGCCUACCCAGAGGUGGUCAAAAUGGUGUCCAACAACAUAUUCCGAACCCUCCCCCCCAGCGACAGUAACGAGUUUGACCCUGAAGAGGACGAGCCCACGCUGGAGGCCUCCUGGCCACACCUGCAGCUGGUGUAUGAAUUCUUCAUACGCUUUUUGGAGAGUCAGGAGUUCCAGCCCAGCAUUGCCAAAAAAUACAUUGAUCAGAAAUUUGUGUUACAGCUCCUGGAGCUGUUUGACAGUGAGGACCCCCGGGAGAGGGACUACCUGAAGACAGUCCUGCACAGAAUUUACGGGAAGUUCCUGGGGCUGCGGGCUUUUAUACGAAAACAGAUAAAUAAUAUUUUUCUACGUUUUGUUUAUGAAACUGAGCACUUCAACGGUGUGGCUGAGCUGCUGGAGAUCCUGGGAAGCAUCAUCAACGGCUUCGCUCUGCCGCUGAAGGCCGAGCACAAGCAGUUCCUGGUGAAAGUGCUGAUCCCCCUGCACACGGUCAGGAGCCUAUCGCUGUUCCAUGCACAGCUGGCCUAUUGCAUUGUACAGUUCCUAGAAAAGGACCCAGCACUCACAGAACCGGUCAUCAGGGGCUUGCUGAAGUUUUGGCCAAAGACGUGCAGUCAGAAGGAGGUGAUGUUCCUGGGGGAGCUGGAGGAGAUCCUGGACGUGAUUGAGCCCACGCAGUUUGUCAAAGUCCAGGAGCCGCUCUUCAAGCAGAUCUCCAAGUGCGUCUCCAGCCCACAUUUCCAGGUGGCAGAAAGGGCUCUCUACUAUUGGAACAAUGAGUACAUCAUGAGCCUGAUAGAGGAGAAUUCCAGUGUCAUCCUACCCAUUAUGUUCACCAGCCUCUACCGGAUCUCCAAAGAACACUGGAACCAGGCCAUUGUGGCUUUAGUGUACAAUGUGCUGAAAGCCUUCAUGGAGAUGAACAGCACCCUGUUUGACGAGCUGACGUCCACGUACAAGUCGGACCGCCAGCGUGAGAAGAAGAAGGAAAGGGAACGAGAGGAGCUGUGGAGGAAGCUAGAAGACCUGGAGCUGAAGCACGGCCUUGGCACCGACGGGAUCAUCCCCACUUAACACAGCGCCUCCUGCAGGCAGACAGACAGAAUGACAGUUUGCCCCCCCCCCACCCCAUAUUGUGCGACUUAAUUUACCAUAGAUUCACAUGUCUAUUUCGUUAUUUCAGAAGCACUGUAAAUAUCUUUUUCUUUGUCCCUUAAAAUGGUAAUAAACCGAAAUAACAAAAAAAAAAUGUAAAUGAGAUGGUUUAAAAAAAACCUGAGAGAAGCAAGUUGGGCUGUAGGACUGGAGUUUGAAAACAUCCAUAAAAAAAUUAAAGACAAAAAAUAAGAAACGGGAAAAGCAGCUGAUGGCGGCGCACUCCUCUGCCUCUGACUCUCAGUAUGCCUGCCUGUUCACUGCUGUGGGACGUGUCCUGCGUAAGAUGCCAUUGGGGGCCACCUUGGAUGCAUGCUCCAUUCCUUGAGCGCUUAUUACCACACAGAGACUGCUGCUGGAAAGAUGAGAAUGGAAGGCCCCCCCCCUGCCUCAGGAGAGAGACCCUUGUGUUUGUUUGGGAUUAGCGCAGUCUGCAUCAUCACUGCAUCAUCACUGAAGUACCCCCCCCCCCCCCCCGUUCGCUAAGGGCACAUGGAUAUGCUCCAGUCACCCCACUCCUAACCCGCCCUGAUCCUGGACUUGCUCCUCUGAACGGGGUACCGGUCUGGUACUGGCCCCACCUUUUGGGAUCCUGCGGAAGCAGAAUGUAGUAACAGCAACCUUGUGCCCAAACAGAUCCCAGGUCAGUGCCAUUUCAUCAGCAGGGAACCUACAGAAGAGGAACUCGUCGUUCCCAAAUCAGUGGUGGUCUGUCCAAGACUGGUAUUGUGAAAAGAAACACUACUUGUGUCAAUUCUUCACAGUAUUAAAAACCUGUAUAAUGUUAUUGAAUGCAGUACAUUGAUAUCUUGUAUCUUGUAGUGAUUUAGUUUCUAUUUUCUUAGGAACUUUUGGAGGAGUAUCCCGUAUAUAAAGUGGUAUAUUGGAAUAAGA
Molecule: messenger RNA, 2801 nt
Organism: Brienomyrus brachyistius
Lineage: Eukaryota; Metazoa; Chordata; Actinopteri; Osteoglossiformes; Mormyridae
Gene: ppp2r5eb
Product: protein phosphatase 2, regulatory subunit B', epsilon isoform b
Exons: 14
Coding region: 423-1826 (467 amino acids)
Biological process (GO): signal transduction; protein dephosphorylation
Cellular component (GO): protein phosphatase type 2A complex; cytosol; nucleus
Molecular function (GO): protein phosphatase activator activity
Source: RefSeq, a predicted model, not a curated record